This is a messenger RNA of Benincasa hispida (wax gourd), 414 nucleotides long. The record is from RefSeq and is a predicted model, not a curated record. Lineage: Eukaryota; Viridiplantae; Streptophyta; Magnoliopsida; Cucurbitales; Cucurbitaceae.
AUGGUGGCUUUGGUCAGGGCUGAUCAAAUUCAGAGGGUGUGGUCACGUCCGCCGCAACCUUCGAGGUAUUAUGUUCAUGUGGUAAACAGGCUAAGCUACUCCGGUAUGGUAGUGCACUGCCAGUCGAAGGACGAUGAUUUGGGAUAUCACCAUUUGGAUAAAUAUGGAGAUGAUUACCAAUGGAACUUUAAGGAAAACCUUUGGGGAACAACCUUGUUUUGGUGCAAAUUGGUGAAGAGAGAUGCCUAUGUCUCUUUUGAAACUUUUUGGCCUGAGUCCACCAACUUCUGGCUCCGUGAUAGGUGUGGGAAUCAAGGAACUUGUAUUUGGACCGCUAAAGAUGAUGGGAUUUAUUUGAGAAACAAUCUUACUAAUGUUGAUGAGUAUGUUCACAAAUGGAUCCCUACUAGAUAA